Molecule: messenger RNA, 2748 nt
Organism: Sardina pilchardus (European sardine)
Lineage: Eukaryota; Metazoa; Chordata; Actinopteri; Clupeiformes; Clupeidae
Gene: lipf
Product: lipase, gastric
Exons: 10
Coding region: 78-1271 (397 amino acids)
Molecular function (GO): hydrolase activity, acting on ester bonds
Source: RefSeq, a predicted model, not a curated record
UUACGUAGGUGACCGCAUGACUAUUUGUGCUCGCGGUUAGGAAGUAGCACUCAAGCAACUCUGUUGGGGUGAAGAAGAUGCAGUGGUUGGUAUUGUGUGUUGGCCUCCUGUUCUGUGGCUUAUCUCAAAGUAAGCCACAUGCAAUCAAGGAUAAAUGCAUUGAUCCAGAGGUCAACAUGAACAUUAGUGAGAUCAUCCGGCACUGGGGCUACCCUGCGGAGGAGUAUGAGGUAGUGACGGAAGACGGAUACAUCCUCAGCGUCAACAGGAUCCCACAUGGCAUCCACAGCAAAAAUGGGGACGAUCCCAGGCCAGUGGUGUUUCUGCAGCACGGGCUGUUGGCUGCGGGUAGUAACUGGGUGACCAACCUGCCCAACACCAGCCUGGGCUUCACGCUGGCAGAGGCUGGCUUCGACGUGUGGAUGGGGAACAGCCGGGGCAACACCUGGUCAAUGAAGCACGUCAGUCUCACUCCUGACCAGGACAAGUUCUGGGCAUUCAGCUAUGAUGAAAUGGCCAAAAAAGACCUUCCUGCAGUCGUCGACUACAUCACCAAGACCACUGGCCAGGAGCAGAUCUUCUAUGUCGGCCACUCUCAGGGAACAACCAUCGCCUUCAUUGCGUUCUCCAGCAUGCCUGAGCUGGCCAGUAAGAUCAAGAUGUUCUUCGCCCUGGCUCCAGUGGCCACCGUGGCGUUCACCGAGAGCCCCAUGACCAAGCUGUCCGUCCUCCCCGAGUUCCUCAUCUGGGAUAUCUUUGGCGACAAGGACUUCUUCCCGCAGAACGAUCUUAUCAAGUUCUUUGCGACCAAGUUUUGCUCCAAACAGCCGCUCAGCGUUCUGUGUGGAAACAUCUUCUUCCUGCUCUGCGGCUUCGAUGAGAAUAAUCUCAACAUGACGAGGACGCCCGUGUACACAACCCACUGCCCUGCUGGAACCUCUGUGCAAAACAUGGUCCACUGGUCCCAGGCUGUGAAAGGUGGGAAGCUGAUGGCUUACGACUAUGGCAGAAAAGGAAACAUGGAACAUUAUAACCAGACCACCCCACCCAUCUACAACGUCCAGGACAUGAAGGUGCCCACGGCCGUCUGGUCCGGUGGCCACGACACCCUGGCCGACCCCAAGGACGUCAGCGUGCUCCUCACGCAGAUCCCCAACCUGGUGUUCCACCGCGACAUCCCGCACUGGGAGCACCUGGACUUCAUCUGGGGCCUGGACGCUCCACAGGAGAUGUACGGAGACAUGAUCAAACUCAUGAGACAGAAUCUGUGAAGGCCCAAAAGUCUUUGCAGUUUAGAGUCUGUGAAGGCCCAGAGUCUUUGCAGUUUAGAGUCUGUGAAGGCCCAAAGUGUGGUGCCCCUUUCUCUUUCACACGGAGGUGUAAAAGUUUGGCUUCAGAAAGUAAAAGUCCUACCACAUCAUUUUGAUCCAGCCAUGAUUUACUAAACCAGCUGAUUCUAGUAGGCACAACUCCUCAGCCAGGUUGAUGUAAGCUAAUUAGUGAAAACUAAUACAAGGUAGGACUUUUACUUUGUAAAGCUGGAUUUUUACACCUCUGCGUUCAUGCCUUUCUUUGUGUUUUUGUUUUUAUUGUUAGGUCCACUUUCAAGGUCAUUGGUUGCUAUACUGAAGGGCUUUGAGUGCUGUUAAGUAGUAGUGUGUAACCUAACCCUUGUUUUUAUUCUUUUUAUUUUACCUCAGUUUUGAAGUUUUAUGUACCUCAGUGUUGGAGCAUUUCUUGAUGAAGAGGAGUAUAGGAAGUUCUUUAAGCCAGGGAGAUUUUUUUUUUAUGUAGCCUAUGAGUGAGAGCUUACCUGCUACACCAACAUGGCUCGUGUUGAAUGAUGUCUGUCCAGGUGGUAUGGCCUACAAGAAAUUGAGCUACUGUUUGUUUAUCGAGGGCAUAUCUGAGCCGUCAUAUCCUGAAACUGGUGAAUGCAGUGGGAAGUUUAAGUGUCAUGUCGUUCCGUCUGAGUGGUGGUGAUAGCCAGUAAAAGUACGGCUUAAAGAGGUGUAAAAGUACGGCUUCAGAAAGUAAAGGUUCUGCUACAUUUUGGGUUCCAACCACUUACUUAAUCAGCUGUUUCUAAGUAGCACAACUUAGGUAGAUCGGCUAGUUACCUGUACAGUACCAAUACAGUACUGUAGUUUCCUGUGUAUUGACUGCAUUGUGUAUAAGCUGCAGGACAGUUUUGUAUGCAAGUUAAAAGAAACAAAACCAUAAUAAUACCAUAUUAACUGUCCCCGUACAUUAACCUCAUAGCUGAAGAAAUUUUUGCAAAAUCAAUGUAUAAACUGCAGUUAAUAGUCAGGAAGUUACGGUACAUGACAGGACUUUUACUUUCUGAAGCUGGAAAUUUUACAUCUCUGGUGAUAGCUGAGGGAAAGGCUGUUCUUUUCUUCCUCUCUGUUCUCUCAUGCAUGCACUUUUCUCUUCCAAGAUAGCAUUACACUAUGCUCUGAUGCACAUAAUAUAGCCAAUGACUACUUUUUAAAAUUAUUUUUAACCACUAUUGUAAUGGUAAGUAAGGGAUAUGUAAGUAGGCCUACUUCUGUUGGCCUGUGCUUUAAACAACUUUUCUAAAAACAAAGUCCAUUCCAUGCACACUGUCCAUUUUUAAAGUAGUGCACUGACCAAAGGCUGCCUUACACUAUCAACAUUUUAUUAAAGUUUUGGCAAUGCUGUCUUUUAUCACUUUUACCAACAUGGUUUACUCAUGGAUUUAAUAAACAUUUUCUGUCACUACAA